AUGAAGUCAUCUUUGUUAUUACUUCUUUCAUUGAUAUGUAUCUUGUCAUAUGCAUACAGUCCUGAGGAUGAACCAGGUGGUAUACCAAUACAGAUACAGGUGUUGUUGAUUGGAUUCCAACAGGAUGGUGCAUUUGAAUACACUUUAGACCCAACGAGAUUGAAUGAUCUAUUACAAGAGUCUCAUUAUAAACAUAACAGUUACUCAAUUGAGACAUCGAUCUAUCAUCUACUCAACUAUAACAAUGAUAUACAUGGUGCACCAAAGGUACACAAUCCCGUCAGUCUAUCAACUCACUAUGACAUAACCUACAAUGUCAAGAAGUUGCCCAAGCAAUCACUCGAGCGUUAUGAAAGACUGAUGCUAUCACAAUUCAUGGAUGCCUUGGUCCCUGUUGAUGGUGAGACAGAUUGGUUAUCGAUCGAACCAUUCGAACCAUACUUUGAGAAUGAGAUCAAGACAUAUGGUAUAUCAGCAACACAGACUGAUACACCAGUCUAUACUGUGUUCUUUGUCAACCCUUCAAAGAUAAGGAUGUUGCAUGACGACAACAGGAAAUACAUCUACACUCUGAAUCAUCAGAUAUGUGGUCCAGCAUGGAUAGGCGCUGGAAGGUAUCUCGUUGUGGACCUCUCUGCGGGCCCGCUAAAGUACGGCACUACCCUUCACAAGUCAACCAUGGAGAAGAUAUCCGAAGGAUCUGUCGACUAUGACUCCCUGCCACGUCUGGUCGAGUACUUCCAAAAGGAUGGUUAUGCUGGAACAUCACUCCAAGGUGCAUCACCUAUUGAGAUAGAGGCGCACAUGGCAUCAUUGGUCAUCUCUGCAGUGCAACAUGUUAUACUCCCUGACUCAAAGUACAACCUCAUACCUUUGUACCAAAAGGUACUCAUACCGAUAUUGAUAUUCAGAGAUCACAAUGAUUAUGACCCGCUUGAUCCGGGCCAUGAGACAAGUAUCGAGAUCGACUUGAUCAAGAAGGAAGGCAGACGACUGUUCCCAUUCGCGGAGGUCACGGUGGUCACUGGAUCGCACUCAUUGCACGAGCACAAGCACAUCUCAAUGGCGCUAUCAAAGUCGAUUAGGACGCACUCAAGCUUUGAACUCAAUCCAAACACAACUAGGUUUGAGACAAGUUCCAAGACAUACAUUGAUAGUGAGGAGUUGUUGUUGAAGCUCAGGAACGAGGACGAUAUACUGGCGAGUGGACUGGUCCAGGACGACUUCCUCAACUCUGUACCAAAUGCUCUCAACAAGAAGGGUAACCUUCGAACAAAGAUACUUCCCGUCUACGUAUUCUCAUUGAAGAACACUGACUCCAACAUACUACUCGACAAAUACUAUCUCUCAGUGGCGAAUCAACAAGCUGUGGCUGUGUUGCAAUCAUCUAAAGCAUUCGCGGGCAAUCAUUACCAGGGCAGCAAGUUGGUAUCAUUCUUCCCUCACUCAGUCACACGUUAUAUCAUCUCUGGACUGGCACAAUCGCAAGGUCUAAUGGGUCCAACACUCAGAUACUCAGCUCCACACAACUCACUAAAGAACAACUAUCUCUGGAGUUAUGGACAGCAUCCAUUUGGAUUCAUUGGCAAUGGAACUGAGAUAUCACAGAUAUUCAUCGAUGCCAUCGUCAGGAACACCAUCAUCACCAAUGUACAAAGUUCUGCAACAUCUCUCAAGAAGUCAUUGUCCAAGAUAUCAAUAUUCUCAGAGAAAUACUUAUUGGAUUCACUUGGAUAUGAUAUUGAUCUAAUGCCAACUCCUGGAAAUCUGAUUGAUCGACUCUAUCAUACUGCGCCAAACAUUGUUGAGGCAAUAGACCUACUUCAGACAUUGACAAGCAAUGAGUUACUCUUAAAGAAAGCUCAAAAGGAUGAGGUGGCAUUAAAGAUUGUGUUGCUAACGACCAAGGUGAAUGCAUUCUCAGAGUAUGUCACACAAGAGAUUAACAAGGCAGAGUCACAAUUGAUGUGUUGCACGAUAAGCACUGUCAACAAGACUGAAGGAAGGUCGUCCUACAGGAUGAUCAUGCUCGUGGUAGCCCUGUCCGCCGUCGCAGCACUUGGCCUCUUCAUCGCUUGGGUAUCAUCAAGAGCAAACAUUAAAUUAAAAUAA
Molecule: messenger RNA, 2112 nt
Organism: Acytostelium subglobosum LB1
Lineage: Eukaryota; Evosea; Eumycetozoa; Acytosteliales; Acytosteliaceae
Exons: 8
Coding region: 1-2112 (703 amino acids)
Source: RefSeq, a predicted model, not a curated record